This is a messenger RNA of Salvia splendens (bonfire salvia), 675 nucleotides long. RefSeq names its product glycine-rich cell wall structural protein 2-like. The coding region runs from base 1 to 675 and encodes 224 amino acids. The record is from RefSeq and is a predicted model, not a curated record. The transcript has a single exon. Lineage: Eukaryota; Viridiplantae; Streptophyta; Magnoliopsida; Lamiales; Lamiaceae.
AUGGCACGUAAUUCCAGUGUUUUAGCUACGGCAUUGUUAGUAAUGCUGUUUGUGAACAUUGCCAUGGGAUCUAGGAUCGGGAAAAGCAUUAAGGCAAGCGGCGGCGGUGGUGGCGGCGGCGGCGGCGGUGGUGGUGUUGGAGGAGGCUCGGGAUCUGGUUCGGGUUCGGGGUAUGGUUCGGGAGGAGGCUCGGGGAGUGGCUCGGGAGAUGAAGAUUGUGAUGAUGGUGAUUGGGAACACGUAGAUUGUGAUGCCGAGGGUGCGUAUCUUGCGCCGAGUUCCGGCGGAGGAGGUGGCGGCGGCGGCGGCGGAGGCGGAGGAGGAGGUGCUAGUGCUCCUGCUGCCGCUCCCACUUCAGGGUCAGGAUACGGGUACGGGUUGGGAUCAGGGUCCGGGUAUGGGUCCGGUGGAGGGGGAGCGAAAGCGGGAGGUGGCGGCGGAGGAGGAGGCCAAGGGGGCGGUGGUGGCUCCGGUGGGUCCGGGAGCGGUUCAGGGUACGGGAGCGGGAGUGGGAGUGGCUACGGGAGUGGAGAUGGGAAGAGUGGCGGCGGAGGUAGAGGCGGAGGUAGAGGCGGAGGCGGCGGUGGAGGAGGCGGAGGCGGUUCCGGGAGUGGGUCCGGGUAUGGAAGUGGAUCCGGGUGGGGAUCCGGAUCCGGGUACGGAAGUCAGGGUUGA